Messenger RNA from Entamoeba invadens IP1, 1422 nucleotides. Its product is annotated as eukaryotic translation initiation factor 2 subunit gamma, putative. Gene Ontology annotation, biological process: positive regulation of translational fidelity; formation of translation preinitiation complex. The record is from RefSeq and is a predicted model, not a curated record. The transcript is spliced from 2 exons. Lineage: Eukaryota; Evosea; Mastigamoebida; Endamoebidae. Gene Ontology annotation, cellular component: cytosol; eukaryotic translation initiation factor 2 complex. Gene Ontology annotation, molecular function: GTPase activity; translation initiation factor activity; tRNA binding. The coding region runs from base 1 to 1422 and encodes 473 amino acids.
AUGGGAGAAUCAGUUGAAUCGAUGGUAGACACUCCAAUGGACGGGGAGUCGAACCCAAAUUUGAUGAAACAAGACUUGUCCACAUUAAACAUCGAAGAAUUGACUGCGUUGACGCCAUGCGUCAUUUCGCGCCAAGCGACGAUCAAUAUAGGGACUAUAGGACAUGUAGCGCAUGGGAAAUCGACCGUGGUCAAAGCUUUGAGUGGGGUCCAUACCGUUAAGUUCAGAGAAGAACUUCAGAAGAAUAUUACUAUUCGACUUGGCUAUGCUAACGCUAAGAUAUAUAAAUGCAGUAACCCUAACUGCCAACGCCCCGCUUGUUACACAAGUCAUGGAUCAAGUUAUGACGACAAUCCAAUCUGUCCUAACAAAGAAUGCGGAGCUAAAAUGGAAUUAGUCCGUCAUGUUUCCUUUGUCGAUUGUCCGGGUCAUGACUCGUUGAUGAUGACAAUGUUAACAGGAACUGCUGUUAUGGACGGCGCGUUGUUAUUGGUAGCUGGAAAUGAGCCUUGCCCACAACCACAAACAAGUGAGCACUUGGCCGCCGUCGAAUUCAUGAAGUUGAAGCACUUGAUCAUCCUCCAAAACAAAAUCGAUCUCGUCAAGACUAAAGAAGACGCAAAAACAAAUUAUCAACAAAUCAAGGAAUUCGUAAAGGGAAGUAUCGCUGAGAACGCCCCGAUCGUCCCCGUCUGCGCACAACUUAAUUUCAAUAUGGACGUCGUCUGUGAGUACAUCUGUCACUCCAUUCCAGUCCCCCAGCGAGACUUUAAGGCGAACCCACGGAUGACUAUUAUUCGGUCGUUUGAUAUCAACAAAGCGGGAACGUUCCCACAAGAUUUACACGGAGGAGUCAUUGGAGGGACUUUGUCGCAAGGGAUCUUGAAAGUGAAUGAUGAUAUUGAGAUCCGGCCGGGGUAUAAUGUGAGAGACGCGAAGAACCAUCAAACGUGCAAGCCCUUAUUUGCGAAAAUCUUGUCGCUGCAUGCUGAGAAGAACGAACUUCAAUUUGCUGUUCCUGGUGGGUUGAUUGGUGUUGGGACUACUUUGGACCCAUCCCUGUGUAGAGCAGAUAAGUUAACAGGACAAGUUGCUGGAACGGUCGGAAGCUUACCCCCCGUCUUUGUCGAACUCCAAAUCAGAUUUUACUUGCUGACCCGUUUGCUUGGAGUGAAGACUAGCGAAGGAGAAGCUACAGUAAAACCACUCGUUGUGGGUGAUGUCCUCAUGAUCAAUAUCGGAUCAACACACACGGGAUGUAAGGUCAUUGCUCUUAAGGACGACUUCGCUUUGAUUACACUCAUGAAACCAGUCUGCACUACGGUCGGUGGAAAGGUCGCGUUGUCUAGAAAAAUCGAGAGAAGAUGGAGACUCAUUGGGUGGGGUGAGGUCGUUAAGGGAACUAAGAAGGUCUCGGAAUAA